AUGAGUGUGCUAACGUUACUGCUGUCGGUCAGCCUUUUUCAAGCAAUCUCUUGUGCUCCGAUGUUAUUUCUGCCGAACAAUGUGACUAUUCCUGAAAAUGCUCCUCGAAGCACACUGGUGGCAAAGAUAACUGCGACUGCUGCACAAUUUGAUUCAAUAGUAGGAGCUCCAUUUAUAGUGAACUCUAAUCCAGUUAUACACCCAUUCACCAUUAUCCCAAAAGCUGCCAAUUACUGGGAGUUAAUAACAACAAAUACACCUAAGCUGGACUUUGAAGCUGUCCCUCUAUAUACCCUGCAAAUCCUUGUUGAAGACAGCAAAGGGACAACAGCCACUCAGUCCAUUGUUAUUGAGAUCUCCAAAGUCAACAAACCCCCUGUGUUUAUUGGAACUCUGGCUGAAAAAGAUGUAGAGAUUUAUAUUCCAGAAAAUACUCCUGUUUCCACAGUCAUUUACAAAGUGGCAGCAAAGGAUCCAGAUAAAGAUGUUCUGCAGUACUCAGUCACCAUCAGUCCCGGAAACUCAGGAUUUAAGAUUGAUAACACAGGGACCAUCAUUACCACUGAAAUGUUUGAUUAUGAAAGUAACACAAAAAGCUAUACUUUAACAGUCGACAUAACCGAUGGUUCUCUUGCAAAGUCUGCAAAAAUAAUAGUCCACAUCACAAAUGUGAAUGACAAUGACCCUACACUGACGUGUGUCUUUUACAAUAUCACAACAGCUGGUAUUACCACACAGACAAAAAGCUCUGGGAACACGGUAACCAUUGAACUGAAUGAGGAGCUUCCAGCUGGAAGGACAGUGAACACCUGUACAGGCUCUGAUGCCGACCAGAUGAAUGAUCUCUCUUUUUUCCUGGACCCUGGAAAUCCUUAUUUUUCUAUUAGCAAAGAGACAGGAACAGUGGUCAUCAUUUCCAGGAUGGACAGUGAGGCAGCUGGGUUUGUUAGUGUGCAGUCCUACACUGUGAAAGUAUGUGACAGAGACCAAAAAUGUGCCUCAAUCUUAGCGACUGCAAAUAUUCUUCCUAUUAAUGACAACCCCCCAUUCUGUGAUUCCUAUAUGUACAGGUUUGUAGAACCGGAGCCUAUACUUAAAGACACUAUAGUUGCAACUCUGAACUGUCAUGACCCAGAUGUUCCACCAAAGCCUCUGGAAUAUAAACCCCAUACUGGUCCAAUUGGUGCAGAUAAAUUAUUUCAGCAGACGGCAACCAACUCACCUAUUAUACAAGUAAACAAUAAUCUGGUAUAUGAUAUAGAUCCGGUCACCACCUAUGAGAUGAUGUUAUCAGUUUCAGACUCGCCAGACACAUCACACACUGUGACUACAACUAUUAUUGUGUCUGUGACUCCUGUGAACAAUUACGAUCCACAAUUUGAUUCAACAUCGUAUAACUUCACUGUGCGCGAAACAUCUGAAGGUCGCACCAUAGUGGGCCAAGUAAGUGCUACAGACAGAGAUCUCCCAAGCUGCAUAAAAUAUAAGAUACGACAAGGCAAUACUGAUAUUGUUAGCAGAUUCUGGAUAAAUCCGACAUCAGGAAUCUUAGAACUUGUGACUCAACUGGAUUUUGAAUUUAAAGAGUUUUACACAUUGGGUAUUGAGGCCACGGACUGUGACACUGUCAACCCUCGAACUGCUCUUGCAACUGUCACUGUUAAUAUAAUAGAAGAGAAUGAUGAGGCCCCUGUGUGUAGACCAUCUAGGUACACCGCUGUCAUCUAUGAUAACAUCACCACAGGGAUAAACAUCAACAACUUCAGGCUCAACUGCAAAGAUCGCGACUCCGAAAAUACAGACAUGCGAUUUGAAAUAGCUUCAGGAAACAUUAAUAAUCACUUUGCCUUUAAUCCUACGCAUGGAUCUCAUAAUCCUAAACUUAUUGUGAAAACAACAUUUGAUUUUGAAAACGGCGCUGACAGGCAGCAGAGAUACAACCUCGUGGUCCACAUAAUUGAUGAUAAUGUGAAGGAUGGCCGUGUUCAGCAGCCAAGGACGGGGACAACAAUGAUAAUGAUAAAUGUUGUCCGAACAAAUACACCAGCUCCACCCACUACUGACUUUUAUAAAAGAAAAGGACUAACAAUAGUAUACAAGGAUGUUAAUACAUAUGAUCCCUCUGCCUGGUAUGUGCCCUUUCUUUUUACCCUUAUGGCACUGUUCCUUUCCGUUCUUCUUGCAUGGGUAUGCCACCUGAUAUGGAAAUAUGGCAAAGUGAAGGCCCUGUGCCAAAAGGCAAGAAACAAGGUUUCCAAAAAGAGAGUCAAGACUUACAAGGCAGGAACGCAAAAAGAGAAGGUGGAAGUUAUUACAGAAACAACAACCUUUGAAACUGUCUUUGAUGGAGAGGCGGUGGAUCCUGUUACAGGGAACACAUAUGAAUAUAACAGCAAAUCAGGAGCUAGAAGGUGGAAGUUCAUUCAAGCCAAUGAGGAGAACAUAAAACUCACUGAUAUUUCCACAGUAUCUGAAACCCUGGCUCCUAAUCCCCCACUAGCUCCAGCUAUUAAGAAUGCUUAAGGGAAUCUGUGCUUACUUUACAGAUCUGUUCUCUGUAAUAAUUCAUAAAUACUUGUCCCACUUUGUUACGGUCAUCAGAACUAUUCCCUUCUUUAUAAUUUUUCAUAUAAAGUAAUUGUGAAAUUAAAUAGACAGAAAAUAAUAAGAUGGACAUAUAUCAAAAAUUGUUGUAGCUGAUACUUAAAGAAUAUUUAUAUAUAUAUAUGUAGUCUACCCAUUUACUAUCAGUGUAAGUCUUAUUUUCAGAGGCAUUAUAGAGGGGGUAGGGGGGAGAACUUGCAGAGAACCAAGUGUGGCAACAAGAUUCUCUGCCUUAGCCAGGGUAUCUCCAAGACUAGGGUAACAUCCUGAAUAAUUACCCUACUGCUAUAAUAACUCACUGCUAUGUCUGAAUUGUAAUAGUCUAAAAUAAAGAUUUA
This is a messenger RNA of Hyla sarda, 2942 nucleotides long. Its product is annotated as cadherin-related family member 3-like. The record is from RefSeq and is a predicted model, not a curated record. NCBI's taxonomy places the organism in Eukaryota, Metazoa, Chordata, Amphibia, Anura, Hylidae. Gene Ontology annotation, cellular component: catenin complex; synaptic cleft; adherens junction. Gene Ontology annotation, molecular function: cadherin binding; calcium ion binding. Bases 1 to 2523 code for a protein of 840 amino acids. Gene Ontology annotation, biological process: multicellular organism development; cell-cell junction assembly; adherens junction organization. The transcript has 19 exons.